Linum trigynum is the source of this 3681-nucleotide messenger RNA. Lineage: Eukaryota; Viridiplantae; Streptophyta; Magnoliopsida; Malpighiales; Linaceae. The record is from the annotation of a GenBank genome assembly.
CUCAUUCCGGCCACGUCAUUCAUUAGAAAGUAUUGCGUUGAAAAGUCAAAAUGAGUCGCCCAAAAUCGAAACGGUGAUGGAUUGACGACUGGAAAACCACAGCUCACAUCUUACGGAGCCCUCUUCGUCCCUCGUCAUCGGCAGCGGGAAAUUGGAAAUUGCAAGGCAGAGGAUUUUGGCGCCAAAACUUUCUUUAUUUCCCACUUCGUAUAUCAGAGGCUUUUCAGUUUCCACCUCUUUCAACAUCGCGAGGAUUUUCUAUUCGAAAAAAAAUGCAGCGGCAGAAAUCGCUCCACGCUUUCUUCCAGAAGUCCUCGCCGGCUAAUCGGAGCUCCGGCCGCGAGGACGUAGCUCACGGUCACCCGCCGUCGAUUGUUUCGGCGAAGGAGCGGAAUCUCCAACCCGGCCUUCCGAGUCAGCGUGUGGCGAACUCAUCCGAUGAUGUCACAGGAACCGGCACACCUCCGGAGAAGAUGCCGCGCCCGAUCCUACCGGCGAACUUCUCCGCCAGUACCGACGGCGGAGGUUCUUCGCUUUUCUCCAGUAUUAUGCACAAGUUCGCUAGGGUUCCAAACAGGAACCAGGCUGAUUCUGGAGGUGCUCGCUUGACUUCAGCUCCAUCAUUAGGCAAUUUAGGAUUUCAUAAACUGGGAACCAUUGAUGAGAAUUCAGUCAAAGAUAGUGCUACUAAGUCCAAUAAGGUAGGAGGCGUAUUGCCCUCUGAUAGGGGCGAUGAUGAUGUCCAGGGUCCCGAGACACCUGAUGAGCAACCACUUGCUCGGCGAAUGAAGCGAAUUCAUGAAGACAUUCCUAAGUUAGGUGAUAUGACUGAUUGUUCGUUGCUGGAUAAUGGCAAGAGGGCUAAACUUAUGCAAGGGUCCACUGCCCAGGGGAAGAAUCAGGGAGAGAUUUGUAAUGAUCUUGCUAGCAAGUUUGAGUGGCUUAACCCUUCGGGAAUCAGGGAUGCUAAUAGAAGAAGGCCUGACCAUCCUCUUUAUGAUAAAAAGACGCUUUACAUACCACCUGAUGAGCUAAAGAAAAUGUCGCCAUCUCAGAAGCAAUACUGGACUGUCAAAUCUGAGUACAUGGAUGUUCUGCUUUUCUUUAAAGUGGGGAAGUUCUAUGAGCUUUAUGAGCUGGAUGCUGAAAUUGGUCACAGGGAGCUUGAUUGGAAAAUGACAUUCAGUGGUGUUGGAAAAUGUCGGCAAGUUGGAGUAUCCGAAUUUGGGAUUGAUGAUGCUAUAGAGAAACUCGUUGCUCGGGGAUAUAAAGUUGGGAGAGUGGAGCAGUUGGAGACAUCUGGUCAAGCAAAGGCCAGGGGUCGAACUUCGGUGAUCACCAGAAAAUUAGUCCAGGUUCUUACUCCAUCAACUACAACUGAUGGUAUCAUUGGGCCAGAUGCCGUUCAUCUUCUUGCACUCAAGGAGGGAAAUUAUGGGCUUGAUAAUGAUGCAACAAGUUAUGGAUUUGCUUUUGUUGAUUGUGCUGCUCUUCAAUUUUGGAUUGGCUCCAUAGAAGAUGAUGCUUCCUAUUCUGCUUUGGGAGCACUGUUGAUGCAAAUCUCACCUAAAGAAGUUAUACAUGAAAGUAGAGGGCUGUCCAAAGAAGCCCAGAAAGCACUGAGGAAAUACACAUUAACUGGUCCAGCAGCACCACAGUUGACUCCAGUUCUGCCUGCCACUGAUUUUGCUGAUGCUUCUGAAGUAAGAAAUUUGAUCCAGUUAAAGGGUUUCUUUACAGGGUCUUCUAGGCCAGUGAAUAGUGCACUUGACAGUAUAAUGCACCAAGACCUAGCCUUAUCAGCUCUUGGUGGUCUUAUUGGUCAUCUCUCUCGGCUGAAGUUAGAUGAUGUUUUGCGCAAUGGUGAUGUUCUACCUUACGAUGUUUAUAAGGGUUGCCUUAAAAUGGAUGGGCAGACUUUAGUUAAUCUUGAAAUUUUUAGUAAUAAUGCAGAUGGUGGUUCAUCAGGUACAUUAUUUAAGUAUCUUGACUACUGUGUUACAUCAUCCGGGAAACGACUUUUGCGGAAGUGGAUCUGCCAUCCAUUGAAAUGUGCUGAAGGCAUUAAUAAUAGACUCGAUGCAGUUGAAGUUUUGAUAGCUCGUCCUGAAGUUACUCUUAUCAUUGCUCAAUGUUUGCGGAAACUACCGGAUUUGGAGAGGCUGCUUGGACGUGUUAAGGGUAGCAUUCAGGCAUCAUCCUGUCUAAUACUGCCCUUAAUUGGCACAAAAAUAUUGAAACAGCGUGUGAAAGUAUUUGGGACUUUGGUUAAAGGGCUACGUGUUGCUAUAGAUUUAUUGUCAUUGCUGCAGAAUGAAGAGCAACUAAAAUCAUCUCUUAGUAAAGUUAUCAGAACUCCUGAGCUCAAAGGUAGUUCUGGCCUUGGCAAGUUUCUGUCCCAAUUUGAGGCCGCUGUGGAUAGUGAGUUCCCCGAUUACCAGAAUCAUCAAGUCACUGAUGCAGGGGCAGAGACGCUUGCUGUCCUGGCCGAGUUGUUCAUCGAGAAAGCUAGAGAAUGGUCAGAAGUCAUCCAUGCCAUCAAUUGCAUCGAUGUACUCCGAUCUUUUGCCUUGAAAGCAAGUACAUCAUUCGGGCCGAUGUCUCGCCCCCUUAUUUUGCCACGAUCAGCAACAGCAUUAGGCCAGGACACUGGGGGACCUGUACUGAAGAUUAAAGGGCUGUGGCAUCCUUUCGCUCUUGGAGAGACCGGACAACCUGUCCCAAAUGAUCUGUUUCUUGGGGAGGAUCCGGUUGGCUUUCAUCCUCGCACUUUGCUCUUGACAGGACCAAAUAUGGGCGGGAAAUCAACACUUCUUCGAUCCACAUGUCUGGCUGUGAUACUAGCACAGCUGGGUUGUUUCGUGCCAAGUGAGCAGUGCGAGCUCUCGCUGGUUGAUGUAAUCUUCACCCGGCUUGGUGCCACUGAUCGAAUCAUGGCUGGCGAGAGUACAUUCCUGGUGGAGUGCUCAGAAACAGCUUCCAUCCUCCACAGCGCAACUCAAGACUCUCUGGUCAUUCUAGACGAACUAGGCCGCGGAACCAGCACUUUCGACGGAUACGCCAUCGCUUACGCCGUGCUCCGCCAUCUCGUCGAAAAGGUGAACUGCCGACUGCUCUUCGCCACCCACUACCACCCUCUCACCAAGGAAUUCGCCUCCCACCCCCACGUUUCCCUGCAACACAUGGCCUGCGCUUUCAAAUCGACAGACUCCGGAACCGGCAGCAAGCAGGACCUGGUCUUCCUCUACAAGCUGGCGGCCGGAGCAUGCCCGGAGAGCUACGGGAUGCAGGUGGCGCUCAUGGCCGGGAUCCCGGAAAGCGUGGUGCAAAACGCCGCCCGAGCUGCCCGCAGGAUGCAGAAGUCGGUCGGAGAGAGCUUCAAGGCGAGCGAGCAGAGGUCGGAGUUCUCGACCCUGCACGAAGAAUGGGUGCGGAGCCUGAUGAGCGUGGAUACUGCCAGAGAUAGGAGCAAUAGGAUCGGGCUGGAGAAUGGCGAUGUCGAUGACGACGUUCGUGACACGUUGAUUUGCCUGUGGCACGAGGUCAGGAAUGUCCCUGGCGGGCUCUGAGGAAAAUGGUGGGUGUAGAAGCGAAGGCGGGAAGCAAUGUUCUGGCUUUUUAAAGGGGCUGCUGACCAUGGGAAGUUGGUUUUGGGAUGUAAAAGAAAGCUUAAAAGUUAAA